AUGUAUCGCAUUUUACUUGUCGACAAUCCCUUUUUCAUCGCGUGUGUACGCUAUUUGGAUCCUAGGAUCACUUUACCGUGUCGAAGUACCAUCACUCAUAAACAUUUGCCGGAAAAGUACAACGAAGCAGUCAAUAAAUUAAAAGAAGAACUUGUUCUGAUUCGAUGGGUGGCUCUCACUACCGAUGGAUGGACUUGCAGUUAUAAUCGCCACUAUACUACUGUGACCGUUCACUACAUUAAUUCGGAGAUGAAAAUGAUAUCCCGAGUGUUGACUAAUGAACACAUGGAAGAGUCCUGUACAAGUGAAAACUUUGCCAACAAGUUGAAAGAAAUAGCAGAUAAUUGGUAUAUUUUCAAUAAAGUUUUUGCUGUGGUAACUGACAACUCUUUUAAUGUCGUUGGUGCCAUAAAAAAACUACUAACAAGCUCACCGAACUGUGCUGGUUGGCGUCACGUUCAUUGCUUUGCGCACACGCUCAGCUUGAUUGUAAAAGAAAGAACUCCCGAAUUUUUGGCUAUUCUCUUACACCGAACUAUUAAGGUCUUAGCACAAGAUGUGGCGACGAGAUCGAAUUCUACGUUCAUAAUGAUUCGUUCGCUGAUUGAUCUUAAAGACUUCGUUCAAGAUACGUUGCGUUCCUCCGUCAUUGAUCGACGUGAUUUAGAUUUAAAUGAGUUUGAAUGGGAAAUACUAGCCAACGCGGUUGAAAUGUUAAAGCCGUUUGAUGAAUUAACGAAGGAUCUAUCUUCACAAAUUACCCGAGUAUUUCCAAAGUCAUUCCUUCAACUGUUUUGGCUUAAAGAAAGGUUUGAAGAUAGUCAGAAAACGUGCACGCAUUCAACUCCUCACUUAAUUGCCACAUAUCUGAAUCCCAGAUUUAAGAAACUGGAUCUCUAUUUCAGUAGUGGGGUUUCCAGUGAGGCCGAGAAAAGAACAGAAAACCACAUCGUUUUCAGUUAA
Molecule: messenger RNA, 963 nt
Organism: Daphnia pulicaria
Lineage: Eukaryota; Metazoa; Arthropoda; Branchiopoda; Diplostraca; Daphniidae
Product: E3 SUMO-protein ligase ZBED1-like
Exons: 5
Coding region: 1-963 (320 amino acids)
Source: RefSeq, a predicted model, not a curated record